CGAGGCCUCUCACUCGCACCUCAUCACUUCGCCACCACCACAAACCCUAUCCCCAUUAACCCGCGCCCAAAACCCUGAGCUGCGCACCCACCGGCGAUGUCGGCGACGGCCAUCCGCUCCGGCGAGCUCCUCGCGUUUCCCGCGGCGCUGAGGCGUGGCCCGCCCGUGGCUUCUGCCUCGGUGGUCGCGUUCCGGUUGAGGGCGCCAGUGGCCGGGCGCGUGGCGGUCAGGGUUGUCGCGGCAGCGGCAGAGGGGGCUGGGGUGGAGGCGGAGGCGGAGGCGGAAGGGAAGCCGAAGCCGAAGAAGAAGAGGGCAGCGAGCGGGAUCAUGAAGCCUAAGCCGAUUUCUCCGGAGCUAAGGGAGUUUGUCGGAGGCGCGGCGGAGCUGCCCCGGACAGAGGCGCUCAAGAUCAUCUGGGCGCACAUCAAGGGAAACAACCUCCAGGAUCCCGAGAACAAGAAGAUAAUAGUCUGCGACGAGAAACUGAAGAAGAUAUUUGGUGGGCGUGAGCGUGUUGGAUUUCUUGAGAUCUCUGGGCUCCUCAAUCCUCAUUUCCAGAAAUAAUAGGAUUUAUGUAGAUGUUGCACUUUUUUGUAUUAGCGAAGACAGUUGUAUCAGCAUAUUUAGCUGAACCUGGUAUGGAGGGUCCGUAAUUCUGGUUUGAGAAUGGUACGCGUGUUCCCUGAACACAUCUUCAUCUAGUAUUUGCAGUAAAUGGUCUGCUGGUUUUUGGGUUGUGAUUAGUUA
This is a messenger RNA of Triticum urartu, 747 nucleotides long. RefSeq lists its product as uncharacterized. Lineage: Eukaryota; Viridiplantae; Streptophyta; Magnoliopsida; Poales; Poaceae. The record is from RefSeq and is a predicted model, not a curated record.